UCCCUGUCGCUCCGCCCGCUCCAAGGUGCCUGUGCGGCUCGAGGCGGGCGCGGCCGCUCCUAGGCUGCAAGGCAGCAUGAUGGUAGGCAAGACCAGCGCCAUCGCCGCGGGGCUCUGCGGGGCGCUCUUCAUCGGCUACUGCAUCUACUUCGAUCGCAAGCGGCGGAGCGACCCCGACUUCAAGAACCGGCUGCGGGAGCGAAGGAAGAAACAGAAGCUUGCCAAAGAGAGAGCAGGGCUUUCCAAGCUCCCUGAUCUAAAAGAUGCUGAAGCUGUGCAAAAAUUCUUUCUUGAAGAAAUCCAGCUUGGUGAGGAAUUACUAGCACAAGGUGAAUACGAGAAGGGUGUCGACCACUUGACAAAUGCCAUUGCUGUGUGUGGACAACCACAGCAGUUAUUACAAGUUUUACAGCAGACUCUUCCUCCACCAGUGUUCCAGAUGCUUCUUACUAAGCUCCCAACAAUUAGCCAGAGAAUUGUAAGUGCACAGAGCUUAGCUGAAGAUGAUGUUGAAUGAGAUCAUGCCACACCAGAGGAAAAUUAGUGAUUUCAUACCCCAGAAGAUGAGCAUCAGUGGGGGGAUAAAGAGGGCAAACAUCGUAGUUAAUGGACUAUGUACUACAUUGAAUCUACCAGAGUUAAUCUUUAACUUUGGAUAGGUGGGUCUGGCUGGAUUUUAUUUAUUUAUCCCAGUGAAAAGUGUAUUUUGAUAAAAAAAAAAAAAAAAAAAGAAGAAAAUUCAUUUUAUAAAUACACUGUGUUGAGUUAUCAAAGUGUCACUAACUUCAUUACUAUUAAAAUAUGCAGAUGUAAUGUUGUACAUAGAAAGGUAUAAAACUACUACGUAUUAAAUACCCAAUGCUCAUUUUUGAAAAACAAAGUGAAGGCAAUAAAGAUUUAUCUGCACCUGUA
Messenger RNA from Alligator mississippiensis (American alligator), 912 nucleotides. RefSeq names its product translocase of outer mitochondrial membrane 20 (gene TOMM20). Lineage: Eukaryota; Metazoa; Chordata; Crocodylia; Alligatoridae. Gene Ontology annotation, cellular component: mitochondrial outer membrane translocase complex; mitochondrial outer membrane. The record is from RefSeq and is a predicted model, not a curated record. The transcript is spliced from 5 exons. The coding region runs from base 77 to 517 and encodes 146 amino acids. Gene Ontology annotation, molecular function: transmembrane protein transporter activity. Gene Ontology annotation, biological process: protein targeting; protein import into mitochondrial matrix; tRNA import into mitochondrion.